CGCUGGCGGGUGCCCCCGGGCUCUGGAGCGUUGGCCUCCGGCCGGGCUGGUCCCUGCACCGCGGUGGCAGAGACGACGGGAAGAGCCAGUGCGCUCGGCGGCACGGGAACCGGUGUACCUGCUCCCAGGUAGCGGGCGCGUCCGUGGAAGCAAGGGAGACGUGUACGGACAGUUAAGUAUCCCUGUGGUUGAGUCGGAGGGAGAGGGAACGUGGAGGGCGAAGACCCCACAAAAAUCGUGCUUACUGUGAUUAAUACAAAACCCAUAAGCAUUAUCUUCCAUCUUUAAUGGCUGAUUCUGUAGAAGAUCUGGGAGUCCUAAGCAGCUCGGUAAGCUUUGCAGAACGGGUGAACGUGUUUCCGUUACUCCUCUAACACUUACUGUUGGACGCUGUUCCUUUCCAGCUUUGUUAAGGCAUAAACUGUAAAGCUAAAGUCACUAGAUGGUGUCCAGCUCUGUAUGUGGAGCCUAGUCUGCUCCUCAAAGCUCUGAGCAUCACUUUGAAGGACUCGGCAUCUCAUCAGGGAGUGUGAAUGUGGAGAAACUGCUGAACAACUUCUGUAUGGGUUUGUUUUGUUUUUUCCCCUAGUGACUAUCACAAGAAACAGAAUGCCCUCAGAGCACUUCAAAAGAAAGCUCUGGACAAGAAUCCUGAUGAGUUCUACUUUAAAAUGAUACGUGCAGAGCUCCAGGAUGGAGUUCAUACAAUAAAGCAGCCAAAGGAUGAAGUGACCCCCGAACAGGUGAAACUGAUGAGGACACAGGAUAUUAAAUAUGUGGAAAUGAAAAGAGUGGCAGAAGCCAAGAAAAUCGAGAGGCUGAAGUCGGAGCUCCAUCUGCUGGAUGCUGAGGGGAAGAAACCCAACAAGCACGUGUUCUUUUUCGAUACCAAAAAAGAAGUUCAGGAGUUUGAUAUUGCAACUCAUCUGGAUACUGUUCCAGAGCUUGUAGACAGGGUGUACAACCGACCGACCAUUGCAACGUUGGAGAAAGAGACGCUGAAAGGAGCUACUGAUCCUGCCCACUUAAAGAAAUUAGCCCAGCAAAGGAAGAAUCAAUAUGAUCUCCUGAAGCAGCGCAUUGAAAGAGAAAAGGCCAUGUUUGUUAUUGCACAGAAAAUCCAGACACGUAAAGAUCUUUUGGACAAAACUCACAAAGUAAAGGUGAAGAAAGAGACAACAAACAGUCCAGCUAUUUACAAAUUCAAAUUUCAACGGAAACGUUAGCUGUUCCAUUAAGUAAUUGUUACCAUCCUUGCUUAGAAACAGGGUUGUCCUUAUGAAGGAGGAGUGAUACACCAUAUCAGUUUGUUUUUCACUGCAGCCUAGCACUUUGUUAAAACAAAUUACUGUGGGCCUGUGGUAGCCAUAAAUAUAUUGUAUCUAAUUAAUUGAUUAAUAAAUCAGAGAGUUUGUUCUCUUGGUAUUUACAG
Messenger RNA from Haliaeetus leucocephalus (bald eagle), 1432 nucleotides. RefSeq names its product UTP11-like, U3 small nucleolar ribonucleoprotein (yeast) (gene UTP11). Lineage: Eukaryota; Metazoa; Chordata; Aves; Accipitriformes; Accipitridae. Bases 672 to 1226 code for a protein of 184 amino acids. Gene Ontology annotation, cellular component: small-subunit processome; nucleolus. The record is from RefSeq and is a predicted model, not a curated record. Gene Ontology annotation, biological process: rRNA processing. The transcript has 6 exons.